GCUUGCAGAAUUUCGAAUGCUUCACUUAUUACACCCAAAAAAAAAAAAGAAAAAGUGGGGCAUUCCCGAGAUAUGUGGGAAAUAUGCCUUUUCGCGGCGAAAUGACAGGGGCCUGUUGUUGUUAAUGAAAGCAUCAGGCCUUUUGAGAGCAGCCAGCCCAGGUCGGACGAGGAGGUGUCGUGUACUGCUCUGCUGGCGGAUGAAGCAUUUGAGAAAAUGGCAGAGAUUUUUAGCAAGCGAGGAUGAGAAACUGCAGCCAGCCACGGAAAGCUGUGGGGUGGGGGGAGGUGUGGUAAUACUCAAACAAGAUAAACGCAAAAAAAUGCAAAGGGGAAAUGGGUGCGGGCGUUCACCUGGGUCGCAUCGAUUUAAAACGCUUCCCCAUUCCGACCUCUUGCGGAAAUUUCGGGCUGGGAACAGCUGUUCUUUCUCUAUGAUAUUUGCCCGUUCCCCACCAGAAUCUCGACACCGGUCUCAGCCUCAAUGGCGCUUGGAAACACCGUCGUAUUUGGAAAUGGGAAUUUGA
Notodromas monacha is the source of this 526-nucleotide messenger RNA. The record is from the annotation of a GenBank genome assembly. Lineage: Eukaryota; Metazoa; Arthropoda; Ostracoda; Podocopida; Cyprididae.